AUGACUGAACAAGGCAAACAAUUUAAAAAAUUAUUAAAUGAAUUUGCAGAUUUAUUUGUCAAGGAUAUCAAUGAACUAGAAAGAACUGAUGUUGUAAAGCAUCGAAUUUAUACUGAAGAUGUGCUUCCAAUAAAAUCUAGGCCUUACUCUGCUUCUCCAGAUGAACAAGCAUUUAUCGAAAAAGAAAUCAAAAGGAU
Racocetra persica is the source of this 197-nucleotide messenger RNA. Lineage: Eukaryota; Fungi; Glomeromycota; Glomeromycetes; Diversisporales; Gigasporaceae. The record is from the annotation of a GenBank genome assembly.